CUGCUGGCUGGUGUACACACCUUUGUUAGUGCGCAAAUACACACGUUUGGAAACAUUGUCAAGGAUCACAAGGAGAGGACAACAACACAAGUAGUCUACGGCCAACCUUGUACAGCUACAAGUGUGAAACAACAGCAUUUGAGAAGAUGAUGCGAUUCCUGGUCCUGUGCCUGGUACUGCGAGCUGCCAUAGCUAAAGAGUUCGAAGUUGGUUCUGGCAACGGAGAAAUCGAUGAUGAGGACCUCGUACCAGAUAUCGGGCCGCCUGUAUUGAGGACGGAUGCUGACACGGUGGGCGCAAACAAGUCCACUGGAGGAGGAGACGGAGCUCAAAAUGAAUUUAUCACCAUCGUGAUUGUGGUGGCAGUGAGUGUCGUGGCACUGUCGAUCGCCGCCAUCGUGGCUGUCGUGUUGGUGAGACGCCGCAUGCACAACCGACAACAAGGGAUCUACUCUGUGCCCGCGGAACAAGGCCAGAAAGGGGCGGUCUAACCCAACACGGCCCACGGGACACCUGGAGGAGAGGACCAAUGCACUGAGCUCUAUCACACACUGCCCUUUGACCCAGGAAGUGGACACAUCAUGGCCCCCCCUCAGACCCACCCUGCCCUUAUAGCACCACCCCCACCCCCACCCCCACCCCCACCCCCACCUCACCCACACCCCCACCCCGCCAUUCCUUCCUCUGCCAUCGCAGAAUGGCUGUGUCUAAAUGGCUGUGCCUAAAUCAUGUUAGUGUGUAUCCUGUCGUAUUUCUAUAUCCUUGGCCCAGAUAUCCCAAAUGUACAGUAUGCAUCCAUCUCAGGACAUUUGGAACAAUUCCAAACACCUAAUUGGAUUCUAUUUGAGGAAUCCACAUAGAAGUCAUUGAAUGUAGCCAGUAGAAAAACCUGUUUUGAUGAAAGGCGUAAUUUAGACCAAGAAAUACUCUGUAUUUAACAACUUGCGAGAAAUGGGCUUUUACCCCAAUGAGUUUCGUACCUCUGUACCCCAAAAAAAAAAUCUGUUUUUGAUUUAGUGCAAUUGGAACAAGGCUGUGUGAGAGGAACUGGCUUGUUUGACAGAGGAAGCAAGGCCUAAUCCACAGUAAGCCAGCCCAGUUCUCACUUCAGUCUCCCUUUUCACGACUCUGACAUCCCCUGUCCCGGGCCCAUUAGGAGUGACAACAGGCAAUGCAGCAGGAAGAUAAAGCUGGUUCCCUCCCUUCUGAACCUUGGAGGAGGAGGAGGAGAGAAAAGAAAGGAGCAGAAAAAAACGGUCUGAAACACCCUCUUGUGAGGCAGUGAAUUAAUCGACCGCCGUGAAUGAUGAUGUUGUUUUUUCGUUCUCCCUCUCCUUUGCGUUUGAAAGGCUUUCGCGCCGACGUCCGCAACCCCCGCAGAUUGUAAAUAGCUCUCAGAUGACUGGGCGAGAGGUAGUUUAAUGCUGAAUGCGCUGGGCCAUGGGAGGGGUGUUGGGGGGGUUAGGGCGGAGGGGUGCGGGGUGGGGUGUGUGUGUGGGGGGGGGGGCAGGGGCGGUGCAGAAAUCUAGAGCAUCAAAUCAAGUGUAGAGGAUGAUUGGGGAAAUACCCACGAUGCCCCAUGUUUCAUUCAUGCUAAGCACGCUCUCUCUCUCCCCCCUCUCUCUCUCUCUCUCUCUCUUUUCAUUUAAAUGGAAAUCAAUCGUGCCCUGUGAAGAAAAGCUUUAGGACGCGCGGGACUGGCUUAUUUCUCCCCUGUAUUACAGAAAAAGGAAGUUGUUUUGCCAGGGGUCAGGGGUCGGUAAAAGACGGGAAGGUGGACACGAUCAGGUUUGGCACGACUCGAGGCAUUUUGUUUGGAGCGUCACAUGGUGUGCAGUUGUGCAGGCUCAAGCUCGCAAGGGAGAGAUGUGGUGUUGGAACCACUAGGUCAGUCUGAACGAGGGGUCCCAAGUCCUUGGCUGUGUCUCCGCUCAGCCACCCCUGGUGAGGUCCAGGGGUGAGGGCAGGGGUCAGGUCCAGGGGUGAGGGCAGGGGUGACGUCCAGGGAGGAGGGCAAGAGUGAGACUGGGGGAGGACUCGGCUGGUGUCCAGAUUCUCAGGUACAGAAGCACCUGUGGUUCUGAAUGAACCCAUUUUUCACUCCACAACCAUCACCAGUGCCUUGCUGAAUAUGAAGUGGCCCAUCUCUUUUGUUUUGCGAGGGUUCUACAAGUCGGAGAGCCGCCUGUUAUGUUUGUUUUUUGUGUCUAUGCCUACCUAUGUGCAUACUCUAGUGUUUGUACAUGUGGUAUUUCUGUUGAUCACCUCCUUCCUAGUAAACUUAAUACAGUCAGCAUUUCAAAAGGAAUAUUCCAAUCCGGUGUAGUCUAUACCUUACAAAAGCAUUUCAAUUUGUCUUUCUUUGAGGUCUUUCUUUGUGUUCAUGCCACACUCUCAUUGCAAGGGGAUUCUUGUCUCCCUCAGAAAUAACUAGAAACAGAACCAAACAAUGUUUCCUGUUGCUGAAGAGCAAGCUUGUUCGACCAAACAAACAGCAAUGCCAAAAUCAAACAGAGAUCCGUGUCUUGUCCUGCAACGGAGAUACCCCAUAGUAUCACCCUGCAACAUUCAGUCGCAAAAGCGUCUUCAACUCUAAUUAUCGAAUCUAAUUAUGUCCACCUGGUCUCUCUUGUCUUAUCUGACAUUCCUAUUACAAAAAAGGUUUUUUAUUUUAUGCGGGAGUAUAUAUAUAUAUAAUAUUUUUUAAACAAAACCAAAAAAAAAAGAUUUGUAAGGGCUUACUUGGAUUUGUCACUUGUGCAGAAGUCUGGCCAGUCUCCUUUUUCAUUUCAUUUUUCUUUGGUAUAAAAGAGAAGCAUUGCUGCGUUCGGCCAAUCUCUGGCCAUGCUUGACCAAGCCAGCCCUACAGCAUGCAGGUCCCCCACAACACAGUCCUGUCUGCUUUGAAAUUCAUCUAUUGUCAUUUAUUUUUUUAUUUUAGAACAACAUUUCUUCUUUUAGAAAGAAGCCUUCUGUUGGUUUAUGAAUAUGUUAACUCGUCUUUAUUUUUGUGAUCUCUUUCAGGGAUGGUGCUCUCUGCACAACUAUAUAAUAUGCAAUCAAUGUAAAAAAUAUAUGAAAGAUUCUUGUGUUAUAUUUGUGUCAUGAGAUUUUGAUUUAUACAUAACCUCUAUAUCUAAAUGCAAUUUAUUCUAAAGGUUUUGAAGUAAGCAGUCAUAUUUAGUUAGGGCUUCAUGUACAUGUUAUUACGGCAACAUUGCUUUGAUACUGAAAUACUAGUUUUUAAUAUCUAUGGAUGUUAACCUUUAUGGAUCUUGCAAUAGAUAGGCCAUUGCGGCCUAUCACCCAUUUAACGGCAUAUAUUUGCACAGCUGUUCACACAACAUAAACCAACACAUUUUCUUUCCAUAGAUCCUUCUCUCUCUUUGUUGCAAUUGACAUAGCAUAGUAUAGCAAAGUAUUGUAUAGUUCAGUAUAGCAAUUCUGUAUGUUACAUUCUCUCCAUUUCCAAGAUUAAACGUGUUCCGCUCUCUCCA
Molecule: messenger RNA, 3497 nt
Organism: Hypomesus transpacificus
Lineage: Eukaryota; Metazoa; Chordata; Actinopteri; Osmeriformes; Osmeridae
Exons: 8
Coding region: 147-491 (114 amino acids)
Source: RefSeq, a predicted model, not a curated record